AUGCAUGAUCCUCGGGAAACAGUUUGCGUAUACAGCGUGACCACUUCGGACCUGGUCCCUAAAAGCGUGGAUGUGGUGUUCGACAUGGAUUCUGGCCAAGUCAGCGAAGGCUUCAUUCCCCACGACCUGACCCACGUGGGCAAGAUUGUGUUUGGAACUAGGCCUACGAAAGGAUCUGCCUACGCCUACUUCUACGAUGCGACAGGGAAGCAGAUCACAUCCCCUUCUAUUGCUGUGACACCCCUGCCACCGUCAUCCCCACCCCCGCCGCCAGUCCCCAGCCCACCCCCCACGCCCCUUGCACCACCGCCGCCAUACACCACCAUCUCCGUGGUGUCUGCCAGAUGUGCCUGGGCAGGUAUCAUGCAUUCUGUUCAGUUCCAGUAUGAUGUCCUCCUGAAGCACAAGGUCCCUCAGGUCCACGUGGUCUUCAAGCUGGGCAUCUUCGACUUUGGCACAGCAUACACCCCCGACUCCCUUGAGCACAGCGGCCACUUCGUUGCCUCCGCCGUGGAGACACUCGAGGGCUACGCCUACGCUUACUACUUUGACGAGUACGGCAACAAGAUUGCCUCUCCUCCAACCCCCGUGGUGCAGUUCACCCUCCCCCCUCCUCCAAACCGCAGCACCCAGAGCACCUCUCCCGCCCCCACAACCACCACCACAACCUCUGCAAAGAAGUCUCCCCAUGCCACUCGCAAAGCGUUGCCCUCCCCCUGA
Molecule: messenger RNA, 720 nt
Organism: Auxenochlorella protothecoides
Lineage: Eukaryota; Viridiplantae; Chlorophyta; Trebouxiophyceae; Chlorellales; Chlorellaceae
Exons: 1
Coding region: 1-720 (239 amino acids)
Source: RefSeq, a predicted model, not a curated record